AUUAUUGUCUCCCAAGUCAAUCGACAAGAUAGCAAUAUAUAAUGCUUUUAACAGUCUUUUGGAUUCUUGCAAUUACCUCACCUAUAAGGCCUACUCUGAGCAGCACUAACCAUGUCCUUGCAGUUUCCCAAGUCGUGGAAACAUAUAUUCAUGGCUGUGCCUUUGGCCACAAACAAGGAAAUUCCACAUUGUUCAUAUAAAAUUUUCAAAAGUGACAUGAUUCUGCCUGCCAAUCAAUGGGUUUUCAAUUUCAAAUCGUUCCAGCUUUUUUGUUAGUGCUCACUUGGAUCGAUCACCCAACACUAAGAACAAUAAAAACAUUGAAGCAAAUCAAGUCCUAUAUAAUUGAGAAGCUCAUGAACCAUUCUUUCACAAGCAGAGAUUGCAUAGAACAACACUAAUGGAGGUGGUGGAUUCUGGACCUGGAAAUUUUGAAGUAAGCUUCACUAGAGAAAGUAUUGUAAAAGCUAUCAGUAAUCCCUUCCCAGAGCCUAAAAUCCUCUCACUAUCAAACCUUGACCUGCUUUCGGGCCGUUUUCCGGUGACAUAUUUCUACUUCUACCAAAAUGUUCAGAAUGUUAACUACACCACCAUCACUGAAUCCCUCAAAAGUUCCCUCUCUGAAACACUUGAAUACUACUACCCGUUCUCCGGUCGAAUUACUGAAAAGCCGGAAACAGGGGAGCCAGAGGUCAUAUGUGACAAUACUGGUGCUCUGGUUGUAGAAGCCCAAGCCAACAUUCCUUUGAAGCAACUUAACUUCUACAAUCUUGAUCUGUCUUUAAAAGGGAAGCUAGUAUCUGUAAAUUCUGGCUUUCCAGUGCAAGUCCAAGUCACAAGUUACACUUGUGGAGGAAUCUCAAUCACAUUCUCAUUUGAUCAUGCACUUGGUGAUGCUAGUUCCUUUGGAAAAUUCCUUGUUUCCUGGUCUGAACUUGCUCGAAAGAAACCGGUUUCUUGCAUACCAGAUCAUAGCAGAAACCUUUUUCCACGCUGUCCGCCUACUUAUCAUCCUUCUGUGGAUCAAACAUAUAUCAAGUGUUCAUUACAUGAAAUACUAAAUAUUCCAAUGAAGAAAAGACUCAUUAAGCGCCUCUACUUCAUCGACGCAUCAAGCAUCAAUAACCUUCAAAUAUUAGCUUGUGCUGAUGGUACCAAGAGAACAAAAAUUGAAGCUUUCUCAGCCUACAUCUGGAAGAUCAUGGUCAAAGCCAUUGAUGAAUGCCAAGAGAAGUGCAAGAUGGGGUGGUUAGUCAACGGACGAGGAAGAAUCAGAGAGGACUAUUUGAUGUCAAAUUACAUAGGAAAUGUUUUGUCUGUUGCUGUGGGAGAGUCAAGUGUUGAAGACUUGAACAAAGGUUCAAUUUCAGAUAUUGCCAAUCAUGUUCAUGAGGCAAUAUCAAGUGUGGCUAAUGAAGAUCAUUUCCUGGACUUGAUCGAUUGGAUCGAAUGUCACCGCCCGGGGCUGAUGAUGUCAAAGAUUGUGCUUGGUUUGGGGGAUACACCAGCACUUGUUCUGUCAUCUGGAAGAAGGUUUCCAGUGAGUGAAGUUGAUUUUGGAUUUGGGAGUCCAGUGUUGGGGACAGUGUGUUCCACCAUUGAAAGGAUUGGAGUUGGGUAUAUGAAUCAAAGGCCAAGUGCUAGGGAUGAUGGUUCAUGGACUGUGUCUGCAAUUUUGUGGCCAGAACUGGCUGCUGCAUUGGAGUCUGACUCAAUCUUCCAACCUAUGUCUGCCACUCUUCUGCAAUUCUAAAUUCCAAUAUAAUUAUGUGUUAUGCAUGAGG
This is a messenger RNA of Tripterygium wilfordii, 1784 nucleotides long. RefSeq names its product coniferyl alcohol acyltransferase. The coding region runs from base 401 to 1753 and encodes 450 amino acids. NCBI's taxonomy places the organism in Eukaryota, Viridiplantae, Streptophyta, Magnoliopsida, Celastrales, Celastraceae. The record is from RefSeq and is a predicted model, not a curated record. The transcript has a single exon. Gene Ontology annotation, molecular function: acyltransferase activity, transferring groups other than amino-acyl groups.